Molecule: messenger RNA, 297 nt
Organism: Brassicogethes aeneus
Lineage: Eukaryota; Metazoa; Arthropoda; Insecta; Coleoptera; Nitidulidae
Source: the annotation of a GenBank genome assembly
AUGAGUGACAGUGACGAUAGUGUUGAACCAACUGCUGAGGAUGCUAAAAGCGAAAAACUCCAGCAAUCAGAAAAAGAUAAAGCAGCUAAAUCACUCGCUGAAGCGUAUACCAAGAAUACCAAAGAAGUAAUUACUGUUAAACAGGUUAUGAAAAAAUUGAACAAUAUAAAAACCAAAGUAAAAGAAGCCACAUACCUUAAAAAGAUGGGUAAUAAGAAAAUUGUACUCACGGAUUGGCAAAAGAAAUGUAAUGCUAUUUGGAAUACCGAGGAAGUUCAGGGAGCGAACCUGUGCUGA